GUCCCUUCCCCUGCCCAUUGCCCGCCCCUCUCAGUGACCCGGCGCGGAUGGUUGCGGUGGGGUUUCCGCGCGAUGUGGAUGCUCCUCCCUCCCUUUUCCUGUUCCGGAGCCGGUGUCUGCCUGGCUGGUGCCCGGCCUGCGCCGCGGGUGUCUGGCUCCACGGGCUGCGAGGGGGUCUCGUUCAGGUGAAAGAUGUCUUUCCAUUCUGGACGAGGAUGCCCACGGGGUCGAGGAGGACCUGGAGUAAGAACGUCAACACAAACCUUCAGACCUCAGAACCUAAGACAGCUUCACCCUCAGCAGCCUUCAGUGCAGUACCAAUAUGACCAGCAAGUAGCUCCUCCGACUACCUACUCAAGCCCUCCAGCCACAGGCUAUGUGCCUCCCAGACCGGAUUUUAUACCAUAUCCGUCCCUGGUACCCCCUUCAGCACAGAGUCCAAUCAGCCAGUGUCCCAUGAGGCCGCCUUUUCCAAACCAUCAAGUAAGGCAGAGUUUUCCAGUCCCUCCUUGUUUCCCUCCUGCUCCUCCACCAGUCCCAAAUCCCAGUAAUUCCCCAGUACCAGGGGCCCCAUCUGGACAAAACACUUUUCCCUACAUGAUGCCGCCUCCUGCAAUGCCUCAUCCUCCACCACCACCGGUGAUGCCGCAGCAAGUUAAUUAUCAACCUGUCUACUCUACUGGCUAUUCGCAGCAGUCUUUCCCACCGCCUAAUUUUAAUAGUUAUCAACAUAACUCAAACUCCUUUCAGAGCAGCAAUAGCAGCAGUAGCAGUAGCAGUCAUUUCCGGCACACAAGCCAAUAUCAGGUAGAAAAGACCCAAAGUGAACGAAGGUCUCCGGAGAGGAGUAAGCACUACGAGGAGCACCGGCACCGCGAUCAUAGUCACGUGCAUGGAGACAGACACCGGCCCAGUAACCAUGGAGAUCGGCGGGAUCGAGGCAGGAGCCCUGACAGGAGAAGGCAAGAAAGUAGUCGGCACAGGUCAGAUUAUGACAGAGGAAGGACGCCGCCUCGCCACAGAAGUUAUGAACGAAGCAGGGAACGGGAGAGGGAAAGACAUAGGCAUCGUGAUAGCCGAGGAUCGCCAUCUUCAGAGAGGUCCUACAAAAAAGAUUACAAAAGAACCGGGAGCCGAUCCCCCAGCCGAGAGAGAAAGAGACCUCGAUGGGAGGAGGAGAGAGAGAGGUGGUCAGAGAAUCAGAGUGCCAGUAAAGAGAAGAGUUAUACUGCUAUUAAAGAUAAAGAGCCAGAGGAGAUCAUUUCAGAAAAAAAUGAAGAGGAAGAUGAAGAAUUGCUCAAGCCUGUGUGGGUUCGUUGUACCCAUUCAGAAAGCUACUAUUCAAAUGACCCUAUGGAUCAAGUGGGGGACUCCACGGUGGUUGGAACAAGUCGGCUCCGAGAUUUGUAUGAAAGGUUUGAGGAGGAGUUAGGAAAGCGACAAGAAAAAGCCAAAGCAGCCCGGCCACCAUGGGAGCCACCAAAGACCAAACUCGAUGAGGAUUUAGGUAAAUGCCACGUUGGCGAAGACCUGAAACCGAAGAGUUCCAGUGAGUCCGACUGUGACUCGGAUGACAAUAGCAGCUGUUCUAGCAGUUCAGAUUCUGAAGUGUUUGACGUUAUUGCGGAAAUUAAGCGUAAAAAAGCUCACCCUGAUCGUCUUCAUGAGGAGCUCUGGUACAAUGACCCCGGACAGAUGAAUGAUGGACCACUGUGCAAAUGCAGUGCUAAAGCCAGACGAACAGGAAUAAGACACAGCAUUUAUCCUGGUGAAGAGCCUAUUAAGCCAUGUCGCCCCAUGACCAACAAUGCUGGAAGACUGUACCACUAUCGAAUUACAGUGUCACCUCCCACAAACUUCUUAACAGACAGGCCAACUGUUAUAGAAUAUGAUGACCAUGAGUAUAUCUUUGAAGGGUUUUCUAUGUUUGCACAUGCCCCUCUGACAAAUAUUCCUCUCUGUAAAGUAAUCAGAUUUAACAUUGACUAUACAAUUCAUUUCAUUGAAGAGAUGAUGCCUGAGAAUUUUUGUGUGAGAGGACUUGAAUUAUUCUCUUUGUAUCUAUUCAGAGAUAUUUUGGAACUCUAUGACUGGAAUCUUAUAGGUCCUUCAUUUGAAAACAAUUCUUGUUGUCCAAGAUUUCAUUUCAUGCCACGGUUUGUGAGGUUUCUUCCGGAUGGAGGGAAAGAAGUGCUGUCAAUGCAUCAGAUCCUACUCUACUUGUUACGAUGCAACAAACCUUUAGUCCCAGAGGAGGAGAUUGCCAAUAUGCUUCAGUGGGAAGAGCUGGAAUGGCAGAAAUAUGCAGAAGAGUGCAAAGGAAUGAUUGUUACCAGUCCUGGCAUGAAACCCAGUUCAGUUCGUAUUGAUCAAUUGGACCGUGAGCAGUUCAACCCUGAUGUGAUUACUUUUCCCAUUAUUGUUCACUUCGGGAUACGGCCUGCUCAACUCAGUUAUGCUGGAGACCCUCAGUACCAAAAGCUAUGGAAGAGCUAUGUGAAGCUCCGCCAUCUGCUGGCUAACAGUCCCAAAGUCAAACAGGCUGAUAAACAGAAAUUAUCCCAGAGAGAGGAAGCGCUACAGAAAAUCAGGCAGAAAAACACAAUGAGACGAGAAGUGACAGUGGAGUUAAGCAGCCAAGGAUUCUGGAAAACCGGUAUUCGUUCUGAUGUCUGCCAGCAUGCAAUGAUGCUUCCUGUUCUCACCCACCAUAUUCGCUACCAUCAAUGUCUGAUGCAUUUGGACAAGUUGAUAGGCUACACUUUUCAAGACCGAUGCUUGCUACAGCUUGCCAUGACUCAUCCAAGCCAUCACCUAAACUUCGGAAUGAAUCCGGACCACGCAAGAAAUUCCUUGUCCAACUGUGGGAUUCGACAGCCCAAGUAUGGAGACCGAAAAGUCCAUCACAUGCACAUGAGGAAAAAGGGAAUAAACACCUUGAUAAAUAUUAUGUCCCGCCUUGGGCAAGAUGAUCCGACUCCUUCCAGGAUUAACCACAAUGAACGUUUAGAAUUUUUGGGAGAUGCUGUGGUGGAAUUUUUAACUAGUGUCCAUUUGUACUACCUGUUUCCAAGCCUAGAGGAAGGGGGGUUAGCUACAUAUCGCACUGCCAUUGUUCAGAACCAGCAUCUUGCUAUGUUGGCCAAGAAGUUGGAACUGGAUCGGUUUAUGCUUUAUGCUCAUGGACCUGACCUUUGUAGGGAAUCGGAUCUACGUCAUGCGAUGGCCAACUGUUUUGAAGCUUUAAUAGGAGCUGUUUACCUGGAGGGAAGCCUAGAGGAAGCCAAACACUUAUUUGGACGUUUGCUCUUUAAUGACAUGGACCUUCAGGAAGUAUGGCUUAAUUACCCACUACACCCACUCCAACUGCAAGAAUCCAACACUGAUCGGCAACUUAUCGAGACUUCCCCAGUCCUCCAGAAACUUACAGAGUUUGAAGAAGCAAUUGGAGUCAUUUUUACUCAUGUUCGGCUUCUGGCACGGGCCUUCACUUUGAGAACUGUGGGAUUUAACCACCUGACUCUAGGCCACAAUCAGAGGAUGGAAUUCCUGGGUGACUCCAUAAUGCAAUUGGUAGCCACUGAGUACUUAUUCAUACAUUUCCCUGAUCAUCACGAAGGGCACUUAACGUUGUUGCGAAGCUCAUUGGUGAACAACAGGACACAGGCCAAAGUAGCAGAAGAGCUGGGUAUGCAGGAAUUUGCCAUCACUAACGACAAGACCAAGAGACCCGUGGCUCUUCGGACUAAGACUUUGGCUGAUCUCUUGGAGUCUUUUAUUGCUGCGCUUUACAUUGAUAAGGAUUUGGAGUAUGUUCACACUUUCAUGAACGUGUGCUUUUUUCCGCGAUUAAAGGAAUUCAUUUUAAAUCAGGAUUGGAAUGACCCUAAAUCCCAGCUUCAGCAAUGCUGCCUGACUCUCAGGACGGAAGGAAAAGAGCCAGAUAUUCCUCUCUACAAGACCCUGCAGACAGUGGGACCUUCUCAUGCCAGGACAUAUACAGUCGCUGUUUAUUUCAAAGGGGAAAGAAUAGGAUGUGGUAAAGGCCCAAGUAUUCAACAAGCAGAGAUGGGAGCUGCUAUGGAUGCGCUUGAAAAAUAUAACUUUCCCCAGAUGGCCCAUCAGAAACGGUUCAUUGAACGGAAAUACAGACAAGAGUUGAAAGAAAUGAGGUGGGAAAGAGAGCAUCAAGAGAGAGAGCCAGAGGAGACUGAAGAAGUACGGAAAUAAAAGGAGGGCACGGAAACAGUGCCAUAUUUACUUACUUAAUAACUCGAUGGCCUAUGGAGACGUAACCUAGUUUCAUGCAGGUGAUGAAUGAAGCAUGCCUGCUGACAGCAAAUACAAAAUAAUGCUCUUUCUUAAAAAAAAAAAAAAAUAGUUUCUUUUAUUCUGUUUUAGCUGCAAAGUCUUGGGGACUUUUCCUAAGAUUUUUUUUACAAAAAGUCCUUUUAGCUUUUAUGAAAAGUUGUGGAGGUGUUUUUUUGUUUUGUUUGUUUUUAAUUUUGUCUUGUAUGAAACAAUA
This is a messenger RNA of Terrapene triunguis (Three-toed box turtle), 4525 nucleotides long. RefSeq names its product drosha ribonuclease III (gene DROSHA). Gene Ontology annotation, biological process: pre-miRNA processing; regulation of gene expression; primary miRNA processing. NCBI's taxonomy places the organism in Eukaryota, Metazoa, Chordata, Testudines, Emydidae. Bases 193 to 4230 code for a protein of 1345 amino acids. The transcript has 32 exons. Gene Ontology annotation, cellular component: nucleus. The record is from RefSeq and is a predicted model, not a curated record. Gene Ontology annotation, molecular function: ribonuclease III activity; double-stranded RNA binding.